Molecule: messenger RNA, 1959 nt
Organism: Trichechus manatus latirostris (Florida manatee)
Lineage: Eukaryota; Metazoa; Chordata; Mammalia; Sirenia; Trichechidae
Gene: SERTAD3
Product: SERTA domain containing 3
Exons: 2
Coding region: 806-1399 (197 amino acids)
Biological process (GO): positive regulation of DNA-templated transcription
Cellular component (GO): nucleus
Source: RefSeq, a predicted model, not a curated record
AGGGAGGGUGUCUUCCCUUUGGUGAGCGGAGCCCUCCGGGGAUUGUAGUGUAGGCUCGACGUCGAUCUUUCUAUCGGCCAGCUGUAGGCCCACAUUUCCCAGAAGCCCAUGGGCCAAAUUGGGGCUUGCCUGGAUGCUUUUUAGCGACCCAGUGAGCGGGCGGGGCUUGGCGUAGUUGAGUUCUAGUAAGUUUUCCUAUGGGGCGCGAUUUGGGGGAAGUAGAAGGCGAAGCCGAGAGGCAGAGAGAGGACUCUUCUCUGUUCUUGGCAUCGCUCCCAGUCAGUUAACGAAGAGGGCUCGGACAGAAAUAUCGUUCCUGUGCGAAAAGAGUCUCGACAAAUGGGUGCCCCAGCAGAGCUCCAGGUAGCCCAAAUAUAGUAGGCACUCAAUAUAUAUAACUAUUGAAUGAAGAAAUGGCAGUUAACUCUGAUCAUUGAGCACUUCCUGUGUGGUAGGCCCUGUGCAUAUUACGUGUGAUCUCCUGACAAUGUGGUGAGAAGUAUUUUUUACAACCCCCAUUUUACAGAUGAGGAAACUGAGGCCCAAAGAGGUGAUGUCAUGUCACUUCCAUCACACAGCCGAGCAGUGUCAAAGACAGAAUUCAAACCCAGGAUUCUCUACUUCCAGUCCAGGUCUCUGUACUCCACACCUGUCUGUGUGUGACAUGUUUGAAGAAGUAAAUUGAGUAUCAUGGAAAGAACAGUUUUAAGACUCAGAGAGACUUGAGUUAGGAUCCUCACUGUGCAGAUGGAAACAAGUCUCAGGGAGGUAAAUUCACUAUUCGAGGCCACACAGGCAAGGCAUCAUGGUUGGAGGCUUGAAGAGGAAACACUCAGAUUUGGAGGAGGAAGAGGAGGAGAAGUGGGGCUGGGGCCCUGCAGGCCUGCGGAGCUAUCAGCAAGCCCUGCUCCGCAUCUCCCUAGACAAGGUCCAGCACAGCCUGGGCCCCCACGCUCACUGCCUCCGAAGGCAUGUCCUUAUCCACAACACCCUGCAGCAGCUCCAGGCCGCUCUUCGCCUUGCUCCUGCACCUGCCCUGCCCCCAGAGCCCCUCUUCCUGGGUGAGGAGGACUUCUCCCUGUCGGCCACCAUCGGCUCUAUCCUCAGGGAACUGGAGACCUCCAUGGAUGAGGCUGAGCACCCUCCGAACCCAGUAACUCCCCCGGGCCCCCAGGAUGAAGCACUGCCCCAGCCCGAUCCAGUCUUCCUAGAAUCGCUGAGUUCCCAGUACCUGGGCGACUCUGGCCUGGAUGACUUCUUUCUGGACAUUGAUACAUCGGCGAUUGAGAAGGAGCCUGUGCUAGCCCCUCCGGAGCCCUCUCACAGCCUCUUCUGCGCCCCGGGGUCCUGGGAAUGGAAUGAACUGGAUCAUAUCAUGGAGAUUAUUCUUGGAUCCUAAAACUUUACAGCGGGGAGGGGGAGCCUCCUUUCUCAUCUCAGCCUCGGUUGGCUGGAUCCCUGGAUGCAACUCUGUGUGUGUUUUGGUGCAGGGGGGCCUCUAAGCAGUGACCACCCCACCUCCCCAUUUCAGGGUUCCACAGACCAUUUUGCAUGUGUGUGUGUGUGUCUGGCUACCCCAGCCUUCUGUGAAGGUGGGUCUUCCUGUAUUAAUUUAUCUGUUCCAGAUGCCUUAACAAGACUCUAUUUCAGGGAGUCUGAUUUCCCUUAUCCAUGUUUUUUCUGCCUUUCCCUCCCCUUGUGACCACUGGGGCCUCAGGGAAGAGAAAGCUGGGCCUGUCACAGGAUGACUUGGAUAUGCCACCUGGUUGCUAUGGAAACCCAGGCUCUGCCUCUUGCACCUCCAGAGAGGGUGUGGAAGGGGCUGGUCUCCUUCCUGCUGGCUGACCCUCACUUCCUUGGCAGGACCCCAGUCCCAGCAGCCUCCUGACUGAUAAAACCAGGCCGGACCAUGUGCAAUAGGGUAGAAACCAAACUGCUCCAUGCCACGUUAUUUAAAAG